Molecule: messenger RNA, 1121 nt
Organism: Fukomys damarensis (Damara mole-rat)
Lineage: Eukaryota; Metazoa; Chordata; Mammalia; Rodentia; Bathyergidae
Gene: P2ry4
Product: pyrimidinergic receptor P2Y4
Exons: 1
Coding region: 24-1121 (365 amino acids)
Biological process (GO): transepithelial chloride transport; G protein-coupled receptor signaling pathway
Cellular component (GO): plasma membrane
Molecular function (GO): G protein-coupled purinergic nucleotide receptor activity; G protein-coupled UTP receptor activity
Source: RefSeq, a predicted model, not a curated record
GUACUUUCUGUCUCUUGGAGGCCAUGGCCACUGCAGAGUCCUCGAUGUUCACUUCCUUGGGCCCCAGCCAUGAUCUUGGAGAAGAUGAGGUGGAGCUGGAUUGCUGGUUUAAUGAGGAGUUCAAGUUCAUCCUGCUGCCUGUGAGCUAUGCAGUUGUCUUUGUGCUGAGCCUGGGCCUCAAUGCCCCAACUCUCUGGCUCUUUCUCUUCCGACUCCGACCCUGGGAUGCAACAGCCACCUACAUGUUCCACUUGGCACUGUCAGACACCUUGUAUGUGCUGUCACUGCCCACCCUCGUCUACUAUUAUGCAGCCCACAACCACUGGCCCUUUGGCACUGGGUUCUGCAAGUUUAUUCGUUUUCUCUUCUAUUGGAACCUCUACUGCAGUGUCCUCUUCCUCACCUGCAUCAGUGUGCAUCGCUACCUGGGCAUCUGCCACCCACUGCGGGCACUACACUGGGGCCGCCCUCGCUUUGCAGCCCUUCUCUGCCUAGGAGUUUGGUUGGUGGUAGCUGGCUGCCUUGUUCCCAACCUGUUCUUUGUUACGACCAGCACCAGGGGGACCACCAUUCUGUGCCACGACACCACUCGGCCUGAGAAGUUUGCCCACUAUGUGUACUUCAGCUCAGCGAUCAUGGGGCUGCUCUUUGGCUUGCCCUGUCUGGUCACUCUGGUGUGCUACGGGCUCAUGGUCCAGCGCCUGUAUCAGCCCUUGCCAGGAUCUGCGCAGUCAUUUUCUCGGCUCCGUUCUCUCCGCACCAUCUCUGUGGUCCUGAUUGUCUUCGCUGUCUGCUUUGUGCCUUUCCACAUCACCCGCACCAUUUAUUACCUGGCAAGGCUACUGGAAGCUGACUGCCAGACACUGAAUAUUGUCAACGUGGCCUACAAAGUGACUCGGCCCCUGGCCAGUGCCAAUAGCUGCCUGGAUCCCGUGCUCUAUCUACUCACUGGGGACAAGUACCGACGACAGUUCCAGCACCUUUGCAGAGGUGGCAGACCCCAGCCCCGCACAGCUGCCUCCUCCCUGGCACUGGUGUCUCUGCCUGAGAAUAGCAGCUGCAGAUGGGCAACUACCUCCCACAACGGUAGCUGCCCUGCCCCUAGGGAAGAUAGACUGUAA